AUGGAGAACGGCUGGUGGCUUGCAGGUGCGGGGCCGGACUGCUUCCUCAGGGAUGAAAGCCAGCCAGGACCGGAGCGGAGCACGGUGCCGGUCAAUGGCCCCAUCGCCUUGAUGAUCAUAGCCUCCCUCAUACACGUGAAUUCAAUACCGACUGGAACCCAGUCGCGGUUGCGACAAGACGUCGCUGCUGUUCCGAAACCGGCCAGCUGGUCGAGGGUUGCCAGACGUCAGCGCGGCGCGGCACGAGGGACAGGGGGGGUGGCUGGCAAACCCCGUGGUCAGCUCCCAGCUCCCAGCUACCUGGGCUGGCUUUACCCCUCGUCUUCCGCCUCGCAACCUGAAUACCCCUCUGAUGGUGUCGCUGUCCCACUUGUUUCCAUGACCAAUAUCCAACGGGCAAGUCAUCUUGUCACAGUUGUCAGGCCUGGGCAUAUUCGAAGUGAGGCCCAGGCCGAUCGGGGUGGGACCAGCGGAGCGGUAGGGAACCGGGGCUCCGAGGCCGGAGACGGCGCCGAUGAGAGAUUCACGCAAUUGUCCAUCGUCGAGUCGGAUGUCCCUUCCGUGUCCGUCUGCAUGACCCCCCAUCCAGUUACAUGUAAGCACCUGCCUCACUGUCUCGCUUCUCGCCCUCUGCUCUCAAACGAGACGGGCGGCGAUAUCUACCGAAUGCUACGCUGCAUGGUGCGAACGCAGGUGAUGAUGGAUCAGCGGGUCGUCAUUCGCAGCUCGUCACGAUACACAACGACGGUGGAGCUGCAGGAAACACUGAGUUGGUACCUCCUUUGCAGCACCCUGGCAAGCCUGACAGCCCUGGCUGGAAACCGGACGCCCAUGUUGAGCCCGAAGACCGGAUCUGCAUCUCGACAAUGUAUGAUGAGCGAGGCGCAGGCUUCAGAAUGA
Messenger RNA from Verticillium dahliae VdLs.17, 900 nucleotides. RefSeq lists its product as uncharacterized. NCBI's taxonomy places the organism in Eukaryota, Fungi, Ascomycota, Sordariomycetes, Glomerellales, Plectosphaerellaceae. The transcript is spliced from 4 exons. The coding region runs from base 1 to 900 and encodes 299 amino acids. The record is from RefSeq and is a predicted model, not a curated record.